AUGGCAUUUGAUGAUGGAAUGCAAUUUCUGGCGAAGAAAUCAGUGACGACAACGACAACGGGUCUUACCACAAGAAAAGAUGCAAUUUCUGGCGAAGAAAUCAGUGACGUAGAUCAUCCUAAAUUCAGGUCGAUGUCGGUUCAAACAACGACAACGGGUCUUACCACAAGAAAAGUUUCACCGCCACCUAAACAAUUUCGACCACAACGAGACGGUAGACCACGCAAUUCGGAUUCUAGCGAAGACAAAGAGGAAGCUGAAACGACAGGACAAAAUGAUGUAAAUGAGGAUACCUGGAAAAUAUCCGUCGGUGCUGUUGGUGGCUCAAGUGUUAUUAUUUCAGCUUCUAUAACCCUGAUCAUUGUCGCAAUAAGACGCGGAUGCUGUACCUGCAAUAACUGUUGCAACUACUGUUGCUAAA
Molecule: messenger RNA, 421 nt
Organism: Styela clava
Lineage: Eukaryota; Metazoa; Chordata; Ascidiacea; Stolidobranchia; Styelidae
Source: RefSeq, a predicted model, not a curated record